AGUGGUUCAGUCACGAUGUCGAUUCUCAAGUGUAAUGUUGUGUUCCUAAGUUUGAUGGCGGCUGUGACAUGUGGCGCUGUUAAUUAUAAUAGUGCGUCGAUCAGGGAAGUGGCCGACGACGUGAUGGUGCACGGAGGGCCGUUUUGGGAUUCCGAGAACAACGUCUUGUAUUUUGUAGACAUUUCUCAACAACGUGUUUACAGAUUUUUCCAAAACCAUUUGGAAUAUGUUCAAUUAGAUAGUAACGUGGGUUUUGUCAUCCCAGUUCGCGGACAACAAGGCCUGUUUGUCAUUGGUUUGGGUACAACUUUGGCCAGUCUCCGAUGGAAUAUUAACGAAAAAACUAAUAAAGUCAUUAAGCUGACCACCGUUGAUAAUAAUAAACCAGGUAACCGAUGGAACGAUGCAAAAGCAGACAACAACGGGUACUUGUGGGCAGGCACCAUGGGAUUCGAAGACGCCGCAGGAAAUAUCCCACCGGGACGUGGAACUUUGUACAAGCUAAACGACACCAGUUGUUUUGAGAGCUUAGAACCCGUCUUACCGGGCGUUUCUGUUUCCAACGGGCUGGCGUGGAACGGCGACAGUACAAGGAUGUAUUACAUAGAUUCGCCGACCAAGCAAAUUGCGGUUUUUGACUACAACCCUGUUACGGCUGCUAUUUCGAACCGGAAAACGUUCUACGAUUUCAAGACGGACAACAUACCAGGCGUCCCUGACGGUAUGACGAUCGACGCCAACGGUGAUCUUUGGAUCGCUAACUACAAUGGCGCUCAGGUACUGCAUGUGAGUGGUAAAAGCGGGAAGUUGUUGGGCAAGUUAAAGAUUCCGGCCGAAAAGGUUUCAUCUGUCACGUUUGGUGGACCAAAAUUGGAUAAACUAUACGUAACGACAAUUAGUCGUGGAGUGACACCAGAAAAAUUCCAUGAGUAUCCGAUGACGGGAAAGGUAUUAGAAGUGUCUGGCCUCGGAGUCAAAGGUACAAAGAAUAGUCGAAUACACGAAAAAUGUUUUCGACCGUCGUAAAUAUUUAGUUUCGUGAGCAAAAAGUAAUUCACGUUUUAUUAAACAUGACCUCGUCGUACAAAAAAAAAAAAAUCAUAACUGUAACGUCGUUUAAUACAUAUUUUAUAUCUAAUUGUAUUUUAAUUAUUUUCUUUAUGAUUUUGUUCGUGACUGUUAUGGCGACCACGACUAAAGAUUAAUUUUCCAAUGUAUGUUUACACUGUACCCACCACCUUAAUGUAUUUGUACAAUGUUAUACACUUAUAUAUAUAAAUAAAAGCAUAUUGUUUAUUAUAUUUUAAA
Rhopalosiphum maidis (corn leaf aphid) is the source of this 1308-nucleotide messenger RNA. Its product is annotated as regucalcin-like. Gene Ontology annotation, biological process: L-ascorbic acid biosynthetic process. The record is from RefSeq and is a predicted model, not a curated record. Gene Ontology annotation, molecular function: gluconolactonase activity; calcium ion binding. Lineage: Eukaryota; Metazoa; Arthropoda; Insecta; Hemiptera; Aphididae.